Molecule: messenger RNA, 1584 nt
Organism: Onychostoma macrolepis
Lineage: Eukaryota; Metazoa; Chordata; Actinopteri; Cypriniformes; Cyprinidae
Gene: lrr1
Product: leucine rich repeat protein 1
Exons: 5
Coding region: 192-1430 (412 amino acids)
Molecular function (GO): protein binding
Source: RefSeq, a predicted model, not a curated record
GUUACGCAAUAGCCUAAACAUGAAAGAUCGUUAAAGUGCGCUGUUUGAAACGCGAUUUAAACGUGUUAUGGUUUAUUUUAAUUAUUCUGCGUGAGUUUGGACUUAUUUGGUCUUACUAUGGAUCUGCUGGUUUGCUAAUCAUCGAGUUCGAGCAGAAGAACAGAGAAGCGCGAACGCCUCAGAACUUCAGAAUGAAGCUGCAGUGUGAUGUGGAGGUUGUGAACCGCAUGUUGCCGUCGAUGGGUCUGAGGAGUAAAGGCCGGUCCAGCCGCGCGGUUCUGUCCAUCGGGAGGCACGGGGACCGGAGCCUGUACCUGCUGAUCUGCACCGCUAAAGACCGCAGCGGAGCCCGAUACAAGCUGAAGGAGAACAUCGAGAAGUUCUUCACCUGGUUCGUGGAAGAAGGCAAAGCCACGGUUCGGCUGAAGGACCCUGCGAUUGACAUCUGUCUGAGUAAAGCCGACUGCAGCAGCUUGAAGAGCUUCCUCUCCGCCGCUCGGCUGGCACACAGAGGAAGUGACACGGACUCCCUCCCGCUGUCGGCCCUCGGCCCGGCCCGCGCACGCGAUGUGGAGAAACCCAAGAAGAAGCUCAGCAUUCUGUCUAAGAAGGACUAUCCGCUCACGUCCAGCUUCCCGUACUCUCUGGAGCAGCUGCAGGUGUCGUACUGCAGACUGACCCGUGUGGACCUGCGUAUGCUGUCUCUGCGAGCGCUGCGCCGGCUGGACCUCAGCAACAACCACAUCAAGAAGCUGCCCUCCACCAUCGGUGACCUGAGCUGCCUCGCCGAGCUGAUCCUGCACAACAAUCACCUGGAGAGCUUCAGCGACAGCCUGUGCUCCUCGAGCCUGCAGACGUCGCUCCAGCAUCUGGACCUGAGUCAGAACCAGCUGCAGGUCCUGCCCGCUCGCUUCUGUCAGCUGCAGCAGCUGGUCAACCUCAAGCUGGACCAUAACAAACUCCUGCGUCUGCCUUUCCACAUGGGCCGGCUCUCCAAGCUGCGCUUCCUGUCCGCCGCUCACAACCAGCUCACCGUACUUCCUGCCAGCUUCAGAAAGCUGUGUCUGGAGAACCUGGACCUGUUUGGAAACCCGUUCGCUCAAGCCAGCGCUCUGGAGCACACGAUCCGGCUCACGUUCCCGCUGAGGCUGCAGGAGCUAGCGUCCCGCGCCGUGGUGGAGCGCAGAAUCCCUCACGGCCCUCACUCCGUCCCGCUGCACCUGUGUCACGAGCUGGACUUCUCCAAAGCCUGCGCCUGCGGCCGGGUCUGUGUGGACUCCUACAUCCAGACGGCCGUCAGCAUCAACCUGCACCUGGUCUCUCACACCGUGGUGCUGGUGGACAACAUGGGCGGCACCGAGGCUCCGGUGCAGAAGCACUUCUGCUCGCUCCUGUGUUACUGCGAGUUCAUGGACGGCGACCUCAGAUGACCUCACUGACCUUCUGUUUCAGUGUUUGUUCUUUUAGCUCGAUGUUUAAGGGUUUGUUCACUGAACAGUUUUGUGGAAAAGACCUUUAAACUCCAGCAUUGCAACUUAUGUUUUGUGAAAUAAAUAAAAGUCAUUAAAACAGAAGUUUGAGCUG